This is a messenger RNA of Talaromyces rugulosus, 1602 nucleotides long. RefSeq lists its product as uncharacterized. Gene Ontology annotation, molecular function: transmembrane transporter activity. Gene Ontology annotation, cellular component: membrane. The record is from RefSeq and is a predicted model, not a curated record. Gene Ontology annotation, biological process: transmembrane transport. The transcript is spliced from 9 exons. Bases 1 to 1602 code for a protein of 533 amino acids. NCBI's taxonomy places the organism in Eukaryota, Fungi, Ascomycota, Eurotiomycetes, Eurotiales, Trichocomaceae.
AUGCAGGACAUAGAAAAGUCCAAUUCAACGGCCAAGGAUGUUGACGGGGAUCACGAGAGCGUUGCCGUAGGCGUCGAUAUUGACGAUGCCAUUCUCCGAGCGAAUGGUCAUAAGCCCGAGUUGAAGCGUCAAUUCAGCUGGAUUUCUGCCCUCGGCCUCGGCUUCUCUAUCACCAACUCCUGGGCUGGAUACCUAAGCUGUUUUGGCCAGUCUCUGGCGUACGGAGGCCCUCAAGUCAUCCUUCUCGGCCUUGUCGUUGCCUUUGUUGUUCAAUUCACUAUCACAUUGGGUUUGAGUGAGAUCGCUUCCGCAUUUCCGUCGACCGGCGGCCAAUACCACUUUUGCUGGAUUCUAAGCCCAGAGAAAUCGAGGCGCUUUGCUGCGUACAUUAUUGGGUGGAUGUCAAUCCUUGCUUGGUGGAUUGUCACUUGUUCUGGAAUCUCGCUUGCUGCUUCUACCCUUUACGGCAUGAUUCAUUUCGUUAAACCGGAAUUUUUGGCUACAAACUGGGUAGUAUAUCUCUUUUAUGUUGCGGUCUCUGUUAUAACAGUGGUACCCGUCUUCGUGACAUCGAAACGGCUUGGGUGGCUUGUCCAGACUUCGCUGGUCCUCUCGGUCAUCGGGAUGGUCCUGGUUCUUUUUGUCCCUGUAGGUAUGCAUCAACACGUGAACAAAAGCUCAUAUCUUGUUCAAUCUGGCAUGGGGACAAGUGGUUGGGGCUCCGGCACAGCUUGGAUUCUGGGCAUUUCAAACUGCAUGUAUGCUUUCGGAGGCACUGAUGGAGCAAUUCACAUCAGCGAGGAGAUGACACAGCCUGGCCGCAGAGUGCCCCAAGUCAUCAUAAUGACAUUGAUAAUCGGGUUGGGUACCUCCCUUCCGCUUUUCAUUGCCCUCAUGUACUUUAUGACCGACGCCGACGCUGUUAUGAAUUCGCCAUUACCUAGCAUGGAGCUGGUUUUCCAGGCGACCGGGAACCGCAAAGCUACAAUAUGUCUAACUUCUUUGCUUUUAGUGGUCUAUAUCCUUGCUCUGCCUUCUCAGUGGGUUACAAGUGGACGUAUAGCGUGGGCUUUUGCUCGUGAUAACGGUGUUCCUUUCUCGAAGUAUUUCUCCAAGAUAGAUCAGAGACUCGAGUUUCCUGUCCGGACCACCGGUGUCGCAUUUAUUUUCGUCUUGCUCUAUGGCUUGCUCUAUCUUGCCUCAACUACCGCCUUCAACUCGAUCAUCAAUUCUGCCGUUCUUUUCUUGAAUAUCACCUACGCGGUGCCUCAGGGAAUUCUCCUUUUUCAAGGUCGAAAGCAACAUUUGCCGCCACGAUAUCUUGAUCUUGGGAUCUUCGGCUACCUGUGCAAUGGCUUCUCUGUCCUUUGGAUUGUGGUGCUGGGCGUCGCAGUGUGCAUGCCCCCCUCGCUUCCUGUCAGUACAGCGACGAUGAACUAUAUUAGCGUCAUUGUUGUCGGGUUGUUUCUCAUCAUUAUGCUUCUCUGGCUCGUGGAUGGCAACGUAAACUUUGAAGGCCCGCAUAUCGACUGGGAUCUCAUAAAAGAAGCUAACACUCAUACGCUCAAGGACCCUCCCCCAAGAUCAUCUUCCAAAGUCUGA